Symbiodinium necroappetens is the source of this 921-nucleotide messenger RNA. The record is from the annotation of a GenBank genome assembly. Lineage: Eukaryota; Dinophyceae; Suessiales; Symbiodiniaceae.
AUGGGUGAGCCCAUCGAUGUUUAUUCCACAUUUUUCGGAGUUUCCGUCCUCAUGCUCGUUGUCCUGUUCGUAAUUCCAUUUGCAACAAAAUUCGGACGAAGCGAGGAGGAGGCGGAGGAUGAGGAGGCGGAGCUGCUGUACGAAGAAGUCGAAGAUGAUGAGGAGGACCUCUUCGAGCCAGAAGAAGCGGAAGCGAGCCAGGACCUGAGGAAGGGACUGACGACAAAGUUGUCGCAAAAGCUGAGAAGGCCAGCGUUGGCAGUGUUAGCGAAAACGCCGGACCAGGUUGCAGUGUCGGAAGCCAGGUCACGAUUGGCAUUCAGACUCCGCCCUAUACGAAUCAUGGUUCUGGACUUGUGUCCGGAGCGAUAUGAUGGUGGCAAGGAACACCUCCUCUGGCACCCGGAGGACGAGGAGACACAGCGGCGGCGCUGGCUGGCCCCCGAUGCACCGAAGCCAGUUCCAGUCAAGGUGCCCAAGGCCGUCCCAGGGGCCACGACCGUCACGCCAGCCAGCUCGGAGCAUACAAGGCGCACAAUGGCGGCUUCCUUCUCCUAUGUUGUCGGCCAAGGCCCAGGCGGCUUUAACACCUACACCAACACGAUCCCAAAGCCGGCCGUGAAGGUGUCAAACAUGGGUGCCUCGAUUCUCGACCGCAGCCGUUGCGCUGCAUUCCCGCACACAGCAUACACAGCCCAACAUCCAGCCGUGCGCGUGAGGGCAGUCUGCCAAGCAGCCCCUCCAGUCACGGUCUACGUCGUCCACCCGCCGGUUUAUGUGCAAGCUCGAGCUGCUCCGCUUCACGUCCACUCAAUGAGCCGUGAGACGUCCUUUUUCGGAGGAAUUCGUCCGAUCGUGUACUCCGCCGUAUAUGUUAGCAAUCGCUUCAUUCUUCCGCCACGGGCGCUCGUACGGGCCUAG